ACCAGCUCAUACCCAUACCUGAAUAUUGACAUUUGACCGUGCGGCAGCAGUUGUUUCAGUGUUCUGUGGUGCUUCGGGGAGUUCGCUUCGCGUGCGUUUCAUGACGUCACGGAUUUGAAUACUGCACGAUUUCAUUUCUUCUUUAUUGAAAUAACCGAUUAUUGAGAAUGGCGGAAGAGGACAAUAUGACCGAAGAUGUGGAUGUUAAUUCUAAAUUCGGAUUCAAAUUUAGGGGCAGAAAGGGUGCUCUGAAAAAGAAAAAUGUGUACAAUAUCAAGGAUCAUACGUUUAUACCUAGGUUUUUCAAACAACCUACAUUUUGUUCUCACUGCAAGGACUUUAUAUGGGGAUUCGGCAAACAGGGUUUUCAAUGUAAUGUAUGCAGUUUUGUUGUACACAAACGUUGCCACGAGUAUGUUACCUUCAAGUGUCCUGGAGUCGACAAAGGCGCCGAUUCAGACGACACUCGGACACGCCACAAUUUCAAGGUGCAUACUUAUGGGUCUCCCACAUUUUGCGAUCAUUGUGGGUCGUUACUCUACGGGGUGCUCCAUCAAGGAAUGAAAUGUACAGCUUGUGAUAUGAACGUACAUAAACGAUGUGAAGAAAGUGUGCCAAAUCUAUGUGGUUGUGACCAUACUGAACGCCGUGGUCGUAUUCAGCUAAAGAUCACUUGUAAAGGCAAUAAACUCGUUGUUGAAGUGAAACAGGGUCGGAAUAUGAUACCGAUGGAUCCAAACGGAUUGAGCGAUCCAUAUGUCAAACUCAAACUGAUCCCGGAUUCGGAUGGAGUCAAAAAGAAAACCAAAACGAUCAAAGCUUCUCUGAACCCCGAAUGGAAUGAAACAAUUACUUUUGAUCUAAAACCGGAAGACAAAGAUCGUCGAUUGCUUAUCGAAGUAUGGGACUGGGAUCGUACUUCCCGAAAUGACUUCAUGGGCUCCCUCUCUUUCGGUAUUUCAGAAAUAAUCAAAUCUACAGCUGAUGGUUGGUUCAAGCUUUUAACUCAGGAAGAAGGUGAAUUCUAUAAUGUUCCAGUGCCAGAGGAAGGUGCAGAUUUAGCACAAAUGAAAACUCAGAUGAGGAAAACUUCGAUAUCGAAAAAACCAUCUAUUACAGUGGAGCAUAAGGAUGUGCCACAUAAUAUGGGCAAAAAAGAUAUAAUCAGAGCGAGUGAUUUCCAUUUCAUCAUGGUGCUAGGCAAAGGUUCUUUCGGAAAGGUCAUGUUAGCAGAAAGGAAGGGCACUGACGAAUUAUAUGCAAUCAAAAUUCUGAAAAAGGAUAUUAUUAUCCAGGACGAUGAUGUUGAAUGCACCAUGGUUGAAAAACGGGUCUUAGCUCUAUCCUUGAAACCACCAUUUUUAGUACAACUACAUUCGUGCUUCCAAACAAUGGACCGGCUAUAUUUUGUGAUGGAAUACGUCAACGGUGGUGAUCUGAUGUUUCAAAUUCAACAAUGUGGAAAAUUCAAGGAGCCAGUAGCAGUAUUCUACUCAGCAGAGAUUGCCAUCGGCCUGUUUUUCUUACACAGUCGAGGGAUCGUAUACAGAGAUUUAAAACUAGAUAACGUAUUAUUAGAUCAAGAUGGUCAUAUAAAGAUAGCAGAUUUUGGCAUGUGCAAGGAAGGUAUUCUAGGUGAUAAAACCACAAAAACAUUUUGUGGCACUCCGGAUUAUAUUGCUCCAGAGAUCAUUCUCUAUCAACCCUAUGGCAAAUCUGUGGAUUGGUGGGCCUAUGGAGUCUUGCUGUAUGAAAUGCUGGUAGGUCAGCCCCCAUUCGAUGGAGAAGAUGAAGAGGAACUCUUUGCAGCAAUCACAGACCAUAAUGUGAGCUACCCAAAAAGUUUAUCUAAAGAAGCAAAGGAUGUUUGCAAAGGAUUUCUCACGAAGAAUCCCAAUAAGAGGCUCGGAUGUGGAACAAGAGGCGAAGAAGAUGUAAGGAGUCAUGCAUUCUUCAGAAGAAUCGACUGGGAAAGGAUAGAAAACAGAGAAGUUCAACCACCAUUCAAGCCAAAAAUAAAACACCGUAAAGACGUGAGCAACUUCGAUAAGCAAUUUACCUCAGAGAAAACGGAUCUCACGCCAACCGAUAAGCUAUUCAUGAUGAAUCUGGAUCAAACGGAGUUCAUGGGUUUCUCUUUCCUCAAUCCCGAAUUCGUUCAGCACGUGUAAACGCCAAAUAAAGGGAUCUGUUCGUUCUUGCCUGGAUCUAAAGUCCGUCUCUGCAACCGUAACAUCCGAUCAGAGAUGACGGAGAAGCGAUAUGGAAGAGCAAGACUGGAAAAGAAGAAUUGGGUGAGAGUUGGUUCUGAAAAGUUGUGAUUGUUGUGGAGGCAGACAUAGGUUAACUCGCUUUCAGUCAGAUGUUCGAUCUAGUCGUAGUUUUAAGAUGGUUUGAGCUCUUAAAUAUUUGAAAAUGUAUCAUAGAUUUCCGCGGGAGGAAGGUCAAAUUCGGUUGGUUCUUUCUAAACUCCACUCUUAUAUUCUCCUGAAAGAAACAGUUGAAAAAACCAUCUAAAAAUGAGUGAAUGAUAUUCUUCUCUUCUAAACUCUACGAAACCUUCGACGUUUAAUUUGAAUCAAUAAUUUAAGUAGUCCUUCUGAAGGAUCUGAUGGCUCCAACAUAGAUAACAUUGUAUUGCACAUGGUAGUUAGAGAAUAAAAUAAUAAUUACAUCUCAAUUUUAUUUCGUAACGUUGGAUGAACUCAUAAAAAAACCAAAUCAUCAGUUAUGUAACUGUAAAGAAAGGUUUUCACAUAAAGGUCAUCAAUAAAAACUUCAUUAUAUUAAAGGUUUCCGCAUCAGUCCAUUAUAGAAAUAUAUUUCUAUUCGCUUGGGAAUUUGAGUGGAAAAUUCAAGUUAGCUCAAAACGACAGGAUUAUCUCAGCCAAAUUAGGUAAAUUGAAAUCGAUUCAAAAAGUACUCCAUUUAUUAAACGAUUACUGAAUGCUCAACCAAAUCCUUAAGCUGAAGGGUUUGAAGUGAAACCAAAGAUCGAUAAUUAUUGUUUAUGUAAUUUCAUGAACUGGAAAAUAUUGAAGCGAACAAUAAAUUAUCUACCAUAUGCUUAGAAUCAACUGAUUGAUGGAAUUUUUGUUCGGUAUAUGAAACAAAACAUUUCACUAUCUCUUGACCUAUUGAACUCUACAGAAUAUUCAUUUCAUUUGCAAUUGAAUGUAUGGGUGUUGCAUUUAACCUUCCUCCCUUUUAUUUCUGCUUUGAUUCAUCAACAUUCUCAAACAUAUCAACAUAUACUCGACCAAAUAAAAUAAAUAGAAUGGUAAAGACAUCAUUCGAUGAUUUGAUUCUAUGAUAUAGCCAUGUAUCAAGUCGAACUCGUAUAUGUAUGAAGAAGUAUUCUCUCUAUACCUAAGUAGCUGAAGUAUUUUUCUAUUUAAUCACUCUCUCAACAUGAAUGUCAUAUAUCUAUUUAUUGUAAUGGAACUUUUUUCAGAUUUAGAUAUAAGUAAGUUAAGAAACGAUAGAAUCAUUCCAAUAAUUAUUGUAUUAAUUAUUGCUUGAGCAAUAAGCAUUCCUCACCUCCAAUGGACUGACUGAACAGCACUUUGAUUCGUCAGAAUUUCGGAGAAACUUAGAACUAUGUAUAUCUUGUUACCUCUUUUAUUGUUAGUGUAUAGUUUCGAUAUUAUAACGAACCCUGAGAAGCAGACGAUUUGUUGCAAUCAAAGAAAAUCUCAUCGGCCUGCCAAUCGACAAUAGAAUUAGCAGGUCGAUAAAUCAUUAGUAAUAAUAAAUAAACUUAUGUAUUGAAAUAUUUUCAAUUCAGAAUUUUCAGCUGCUGAGUAGGUUUUUGACAUAAUAAAAAUAUAAUUGGAACAAGUAAUUGGUGUCCUAACGUGCAAACUCUUCUACUAACAUGUAGUUAGAAUAUACAGGGUACCUCUGCGAUACUUCAAGCCCUUUUCAAGAAUUUGCAUCUGAGGAAGAUCUUUUAGUUUAGAAUAGCAGGCUUCAUAAUACAUAUAUAACAAGAAAAGUUUGUAUAAUAUGUGGACUAUUUAAUGCAAACAUUUUCGGAUUCAAUAAUUUUGAAGAUAUUCGACUCAUUUUAACAAAAAUCUUGGGUGGUAAUUGUAUGGUUCAAUGAUAGUUCCAAUGUAUAUAUAGGUUUAACAAUAUUCGGAAAAAAGGUCAACAAUAUAAUAUUUUUCGAGUUCACAAUGGAUUCAGAAUGCUACUUGAGUUGAAAUAAGUAACUACACUCUGAUCAACGGUACCUUUACGAACGUUUGACGACGUAUGUAAAAAUUCAGUGGUUUAUGAUGUAGUUACUAAAACUUAUUUAUAUUUAUUUAGAAAAACCGAAAGUUCUGUGAAACAAAAAAUUGAUAUGAUUAAUACGAAUAGAAUAUUUCGGAAGAUUUUCUCUGGAUUUUUUUUAGCUGGAAAUUAAAAGAUUGACUUCGCAGACCCACCCUGUAUUUCCAAUAUCAUUUUUAAAUAUUGACCUAAUGAAAUUCCCAGUCAGUAGGUCAAAAUUGAAUUCGAUUAUCCUUCAGGAAUUUUAUAUAAUUCUAAAAAUAUGUUUGGUUCGAAUUAUUUCAGAAAAUAUUGUUGAUAUCCAUGUUUCAAUGCUAUUGAAAAGGAUAAUACUUGUUACAUGUGAAAAAAACAAGGAAAAGAGAAGAAAUAAUUGAAUUUUAUUUUUCUUUCACAACUGCUACUUGUAAGUAUCCGCAUCAUUCAAAAUAUGUCGAUCAAAAAAUAAUUGAAGGAAAUGAUUCACCAUAAUCAUUAAUUAGAAAAUUUUGCUGCAGUUCUUCCAUAGAUGUUUAAUGAUGUGAGGCGAAUGUAUUUUGAUCAAUAUUCCUGGUUGACCUGCCAUCAAUUAUAUUGAAUUCUUGACAUGUAAUCGGCACCAGAUACUUUGGACAAUUAAUUAUUAAAUUUUUCCUUUCAAUAUUUUCAGAGACUACUUUUAUAUUUCUAUUAGGUUAUAAUACGAACCUACUAGAUUUAUUCUCUUCCUUUUUCAAAUUAAUGAUGAAACUCUGUAAAAACUUGAUAACUAGACAAUCUUUUUGCAGUCAGUUUUGAACAAGGAUACUUGAAAUUUGGAAUCAUUAUAAAUACUCGAAAAUAAUAAGAAUGGAAAUUCAUGUCCCUUCCAAAAUGAAUAUAUUAAAAAUGUUAAAUUCUUUGAUGUUACAUUCUAUGAAUACUAUUUUGAACUAAACUGGAAGUUUGUGAUAUGAUACAUUUUAUUGAUUUUUAUCAAAAAUUUAAAUUACAAUUGCAGUGGCAAUCUCUAUGAAAUCAAAAGUUAGGUAUUAUUUCAGUUUGAUGAUGAAAGUCGCUUAGUUUUGGCAUGAAUUGUGAUUUUUCAUAAUUUGUAUUAUUAUGAUUAUAAUAGAUAUAAUUCACCAAGUAUAUUCCCAUACAAAUGAAAAUGUCUGAAUUCAAUUUCAUCCGUACUAAUAUUUUAUCAGGAAAGACUAUUGAUUGUUCGGAAUUGAAGUUCAUGUUGAAAUUAUCCUUUUAAAAAGUAUUCCUCAUAAAAAUGAAUUUCUGCUUCAACAUUCAUGACAUCUUUUCUCUACAUAGAUAAUAUCAUUAUUCAACAAUAAAACUGUCUUGUUAUUCAAUAAGAAUUACCGUUUACCCACAAAAUUCAAAUGCUCCAAUAUAAAAUUAUAUAUAAUUUUUAGAUGUUUUUCAUUGAAUUCUUCAGAAUAUGGUGCAAUAUUGGUUCUAGUCCUUUAGUACAUGUCUAUAAAAAACUAUAGAGCAAUCUCGAUAUAUUGGUGUCAUAACUUUUUAUAUUGCCUAUCUAUCAUGUUAUUUCUAUUUUCUUGAAUAUACAAUAUUGUUGUAUUCUUUCUUUAUUGAUGAAUAAAUUGCGUCAACUGAAAA
Molecule: messenger RNA, 5874 nt
Organism: Harmonia axyridis
Lineage: Eukaryota; Metazoa; Arthropoda; Insecta; Coleoptera; Coccinellidae
Gene: Pkc53E
Product: protein kinase C, brain isozyme
Exons: 14
Coding region: 168-2171 (667 amino acids)
Biological process (GO): protein phosphorylation
Molecular function (GO): zinc ion binding; ATP binding; diacylglycerol-dependent serine/threonine kinase activity
Source: RefSeq, a predicted model, not a curated record